This is a messenger RNA of Aspergillus eucalypticola CBS 122712, 1431 nucleotides long. RefSeq names its product PhzF family phenazine biosynthesis protein. The record is from RefSeq and is a predicted model, not a curated record. The transcript has a single exon. Bases 230 to 1207 code for a protein of 325 amino acids. Lineage: Eukaryota; Fungi; Ascomycota; Eurotiomycetes; Eurotiales; Aspergillaceae. Gene Ontology annotation, molecular function: isomerase activity. Gene Ontology annotation, cellular component: cytoplasm. Gene Ontology annotation, biological process: biosynthetic process.
CUAACCGAGCUGGAGAAGUAUGGUUCCUGGGAUAUCCGCGUGCUAUUCGGAGGGCGUGGAGAUUCCCCACCAUCGCCUGAUCCAAUCCCUUCACGUCAUGACUCAUACACUUUUCUCCUCCCAGCUAUAUCUAUACUUCGGCACCAUCCAUGAUCCCAUCCAUUCCUCAACCCUUAAAAUAAUCACAUAUACCACUAUUGAAUGAAUAAGUUGAUAUCAACAAUUAAAAAUGACCCAAUCCCUCCGCUUCCUCACCCUCGACGUCUUCACCACCACCCCCUACUCCGGCAACCCGCUGGGCGUGGUCUUCCUCCCUACCAACAACACCAUCACACAGUCCCAAAAACAAACCAUCGCCCGUGAAUUCAACCUCUCUGAAACCAUCUUCAUCCACCCCACGGACCCCGCCACCCCCUCCGUCCGCAAAAUCGACAUCUUUACUACAGAUGAAGAACUCCCCUUCGCCGGCCACCCCACCAUCGGCGCAGUCUCCUGGUUCCUGCAGCAUUCUCCGGAAGAGUCCGACAGGAAAGAUGUCACGACUCUUCUCACGAAAGCCGGUCCAUUCGCCAUUUCUCGCGUAUCGCCUUCAUCAGAUGGCGGUGUAGUGGCCGCUCAAAUCGCACACAACGUGCACAUCCACUCAUCGCGGUUCCCGCUAUCAGAGAUGCUGAGAUUGCAUCCUUCUUUGACUCCUUUCCUCUCUAACGAGAAGAAUGCUAGCUUCCCGGUCUUCUCCAUCGUCAAAGGCAUGAGCCAGGUCUUGGUUGAAUUGCCCAGCUUGGAGGCGCUGGCUGCCACGGAAGCCCCCGUGAGCGGGGAAGUCAUUCCCUGCAAAUCUGUCUCGCAAGGCGGAUACCUUGAUGAGGGGUGGGAAGGUGCUGGUCUCAUUGUCGUUUACUUCUAUGUUCCUGGGGUUCAUGAUGAAGCGACAGGGAAGAAGGUCAUCCGGUCGAGGAUGUUGUUGAGGAACUUUGAGGACCCGGCGACGGGCAGUGCGGCGAGUGGGUUGUCGAGUUAUUUGGCUUUGACUAAUGCUGGUGAGGGGAAUGUCGAGUAUGAUAUUGUACAGGGGGUGGAGAUGGGCAGGAGGUCGGAUAUUAGUGUUGCUGUUAGUACGAAGAGUACUGGUGGUGAGAAGAAGAUUGAGACGGUGGAGUUGAGGGGAAGUGCGGUGCGGGUUAUGAGUGGGGAGUUGGUUGUUUGAUUUUUCAAUUGUGAAUAGGUCAUUUCUCGUUGAUAGGAUAAAGUGUUUGAGAUUGUCAUUUUUGGGCAUAGAAUGAGCAUUUAGUAGUAGUAGCAGUACUGAUGUGAGUACAUCAACAUUGGAUUAAAGCUCCAGAUGCUGCGUGACGAGGGUAUAACAAAGACAGCUAGUGGUUAUCAUUUGAAUAGUUAUUUGCAGUUAUAAAAGGUUAUUAUUAGUUACAA